GCAUCAGUUGAUUCGGCGGAUUUCGCAAUUGUCGCACGGCGGUCACGCCAGCGAUAAGCAGCCUCCCUUGGUGUUCUGGGCCUCUUGUCAGACCUCUUACGUCCCUUCCACGGCUUUUUUUCUCACCCGCAACCGUGCCUACGUCAUCACGGCGCUGGGCUCAUCGGACGCGGCCCACGGCCCCAAGGACCGAUUUAAGGUCGUGAAAAUCACGAAUCCCGAACCCAGCCAACGAGGCCGAUGGACCGGGUUAGACUUUGCCGAUCGUCAGAAUCCCAUGGCUUCCAGCAGUGGCCGCUUAGCCUCAUCCCGUUCCGAGGCCCACAUUGACCCCAAUGGUCUGUCCGGCCGGGAUGGGCUGUCCACCAAGAUGCCUUCCACUUCUACCCACCACCACCAUCACCCACCCUCCCAGCAGCCACAACAACAAUCGCUUCCCGCUUCCGCUCGGCACUCCAUGGGCCCCAACGGAGCUUAUGGCCCGCCGCAAAAGCUGGUUCUGCCGCCUGCGGGCUCGCAAACACCUUCGGCUCAGGCCAACAAGCUUCCUACGCCCAAACCCCAAGCCCCCACACCCGUUUUUCCAGCCCCGGGUGCAGCCAGGCCCGGUCAGCCGCCCACAUCCCAGCCUCAACUGAUGCCCAACACCCAAACCCAGGGUAAGAACCUUAAUGGUGGAAUGCCGACCAUGCCUGGCCAGUCGCAAUUGCAGUCACAGCCACCGCAACAACCCCCACCAUCCCACCCUCAACAUAUCCCGGGUCAGCCUUAUGUCGGUCAAGUGGGCCCGCCCCAGCCUCAAACCCAGCAGGCUCAGCAGAAGCAGCCGUCGCCCUACGCAUUACCCACCUCUCAGUACAUGAUGGUGGCCUCAACAGGGGCCAACCUGACUCAAGGUGGGCCCGGCAUUGUGACCACUGUCUCCUCUAUGACAUCAGGUCAGGAUCGAGACCUACCUAAUCACCCGGCGAAGGAAGGUAACGACCCCAAUGCCAACAUGCCGUCUCUCCCAGGUCAGGCACACUAUGCGAGUUUGCUUCCCACUCAACAUCAACAGUUGUUGGCCGCCCAGCAAAAGCAACAACAACAACAACAACAACAACAAGGCCAAUCUGGUAUGUUCUCACAACCGCCUGAUCACCCCCAUCUGUACUACAAUCCCAAUCACCCUGGGGCGCCUCCGCCCCAGCACCAUUACUUGCCAUAUACGCCCCAGAGCGCUAGCAACGGCCAGCCUUCAAGGUCUUCAGCGGGUCCACAGGGGGUACCUUCCUCGGGCUCGGGCCAACCAUCUGUGAUGGCUAAUGUGCAACAGCAGCAGCAACAACAGCAACAACAACAACUUCCCCAUCAGUCUCGAAGUGUAGACCACGAGUAUGGAAACUUUGUUCCCAACCAUCAUCCUGGGUUCUCUCACCCGCCUCGGUCUCAUUUGUUGGAACAAUUCAAUGGAGACCUGCUGGAUAAUGACCAGUUGGUGGAGAGAUUGGAGGAAAUCUCCUCAACUCAACCUUCCGGAACCCCCGAAGAGGGAGCUGAGGAUGGAGAAAGUUGCAUCCACCGGGUGGGCAUGUCCACCUUCGCUGGGGCGUGUCAUUUGUGCAAGGUGGCACACUUUGACAGAUUGACCGUGACCGCCCCGUCCACACCCACGGGCAAUCGCAGUCCGUCGAAAGACCAAUGGCCCAAUGUGCCAAGGAACUCGAUCCCGCACGUUACUCAGAGUAGUAGUUCCAUGGCAGCUGAAUUUGGCCCUUCAGUUGUUUCGGCAGCUGCUGGAUCUGGUGCCGCCCUCUUUGCUUCUAUAUGCAGUGCCUCUGGGAACAGCCAAGGAGCAAUUGACAACAGGAUUGAGCAAGCCAUGGAUUUGGUUAAAUCACACUUGAUGAACGCGGUGCGUAGCGAAGUGGAAGAGCUCAAGGAGAAGAUCAUUGGUUUAGAGACCAAGAUCGACCAUCUCCAGUCAGAAAACGAGAUCCUCAAAGCCCACGCCCCGUCGGAUGUCGUCCAACAGCUUCCACAAUUGGCACCCACCCCUCCACAAAUGAUCUUGGCACCCCCGCCAGCCGCCAACAACGCCAACAUGAACAACAUCAUGGCGGGUCCUUCCCAACCAGUUGCUAUUCAACAACCUCAACCACAACAACAACAGCAACAGCCGCAGCCACAAGCCGUAGUUUCCAAUGGCAUGAUCAACGGUCAUGUCCAUCCGCAACAGAUCAAUAAUGGACCGACUGCACAACAAAAUUGAUUCGCCAAAUGAGAUCUAGAUACCAAGAGUUGAUCCCCUCUAAGGAUAGGUCAGCAAAGUACGACACUAUAUUACUACUCUAUAUUAGUACAUUACGACUUUAUCUUACUAUUACAAGAACAACUACAAGUACUACUACCGCUUCUACUACAGCAACCCCCAUACAUUCAUGUCAGUUCGUCUUAAUUGUCAAAAUAAGCAAGAGCGAAAAACUGCAACUCCGAAAUGAAAGUGGGAAGAUUAAUGAAUACCCAUGGCAAAGGCAGACCAAUCAGGGUUUGUAAAAAUCCAUCACCCAUCCAUCCCAUCCCCCAAUCACCCCCAUCUUACGAAAUUGAUCAAAAAUUGAAACUUCAUUUGUCAAUAUUUCAAUUACGAAUAAAAUCGGCCAGGACGUCCUUGGGGCGUCCCAAUUUUUGUACAUACCACACCACCCUUUGAUGCCAUUGUUUGACUGGCCCUUUUCUUUUGAUUGGUCCACCCUGUGUAACACUGUACAGGGUGCGGAAUCGAAUUGUGUCUUUUUUCCAAUUGAUAUUGUGCAAUAUAUUCACACAUUCAUGAACGACAA
Tigriopus californicus is the source of this 2822-nucleotide messenger RNA. RefSeq names its product trithorax group protein osa-like. Gene Ontology annotation, biological process: regulation of transcription by RNA polymerase II. Lineage: Eukaryota; Metazoa; Arthropoda; Copepoda; Harpacticoida; Harpacticidae. The record is from RefSeq and is a predicted model, not a curated record.